Pyricularia oryzae 70-15 is the source of this 4287-nucleotide messenger RNA. Its product is annotated as DNA ligase 1. Gene Ontology annotation, biological process: double-strand break repair via alternative nonhomologous end joining; DNA biosynthetic process; lagging strand elongation. NCBI's taxonomy places the organism in Eukaryota, Fungi, Ascomycota, Sordariomycetes, Magnaporthales, Pyriculariaceae. The transcript has 3 exons. Gene Ontology annotation, molecular function: DNA ligase (ATP) activity; ATP binding; DNA binding. The record is from RefSeq and is a predicted model, not a curated record. Gene Ontology annotation, cellular component: DNA ligase III-XRCC1 complex. The coding region runs from base 206 to 2785 and encodes 859 amino acids.
UUUGUUUGUGUGCCAUACAUUGAUGUCAGGCAAGGAAGCUUAGCUUUUAUCCGGGCUGAUACAGUAACAUGCUACCCGAAUCUCAAUUAUCAGCCUCAGUAACAAUGUACGGGUGAAAAUCUCUCACGAUCACUGAGGUUAUUCACAAUUACCAGUAUGAUCAUCCUGUGUGGUCAAUAACACUUGCAACCAUCACACUACAACGAUGGGCAGCCCUGCGAAGAAGAGGAAGCUUAAUGGCGACACCAAGCCAACGCCGUCUCGAGGGCUAGAAUACUUCUUUGCCAAGCAGAAGCAAAAGCCCCCAGAGCCACCGUUGAAUGAAUAUACCGCCACAUCUAGCCAAGUCUUGAGUGACGAGGAGCUUGCUCGUAAACUGCAAGCGGAAUGGAACAGGGAGGAUACUGUUCGUAACGAAGCCCAAGGUGUAUCAUCUAAGGAGAGCGAGGGUGUUGCUGCACGAAAUGCGGAUGGUUCGAACUUGGACGAUGCUACUCUCGCCACCGACAAUCCAUUAGCCGACGGUAGCGCCCUUACUGUAACUGCGAAUUCAACAAAGACCAACACACUCACUCUCCAGUCUGUUGCGUCUGCUGAGGACACAAUCUCCUCCGUAAUACCUCUAGACGAAAGUCCAUUAGCAUUCAACGUUUCAGAAUACAUCACCAAACUGAAAGCUCAUUGGAAUGCAGAAGGUGGCAAUGCCUCUUACGCCAUCCUCACUCGAUGUUUUGUGCUCGUAAGCGCCACGACCAGUCGCAUCAAGAUUGUCGAUACUCUGGUGAAUUGCUUGAGGAUUCUUAUAGAAGCAGACCCAGACAGUCUUCUACCAGCGGUCUGGCUGGCUACAAACUCCAUUUCGCCGCCAUAUAUCUCGCUGGAGCUGGGCCUUGGUGGAUCGGCAAUUUCAAAGGCUUUGAAACAAGUAUGCGGUCUAGACAGCCGCAGCCUCAAGGCCAUCUACGACAAACAUGGCGAUCCGGGCGACGUUGCGUUCGAGGCCAAGAAGAAACAGAACUUCACCCUGAGAAAGCCCAAACCACUUACUAUAAAAGGUGUCUUCCAGUCCUUGGUUAAAAUCGCUCAAAGCCAGGGCCAGGGAAGUGUCAACGUGAAGCAGCAAAUAGUAGACAGGCUAUUACAGGAUGCCCGAGGAGGCGAGGAAAGCAGAUUUAUUGUUCGGACCCUCUGUCAACAUCUACGGAUAGGAGCAGUCAAGACAACAAUGCUCAUCGCGUUAUCGAGGGCUUUUCUCUUAUCAAAGCCCUAUGGGGCUGACUUCGAAACCAGAGAUACCAAGGAACUGGCUCGCUUGAAGAAAGAAGAACUUGCCGAAGUUUGGGCACGAGGCGAAGAACUCGUCAAGGCUUGCUUUGCAAGGCGUCCCAACUACAAUGACCUUGUUCCGGUGCUUUUGGAGAUUGGCAUCACGGACGAGCUGCUUGUGCGCUGCGGUCUAGCAAUUCAUAUACCGCUGCGACCUAUGCUGGGAAGCAUCACCAGAGAUCUCAGCGAAAUGCUCACAAAACUUCAGGGGCGUGAUUUUGCUUGUGAAUUCAAGUAUGAUGGCCAAAGAGCUCAAGUCCACUGCGACGAAAACGGAAAAGUCUCAAUAUUCUCCAGACAUCUGGAGUUGAUGACUGACAAAUAUCCUGAUCUUGUUGCGCUCAUCCCCAAGAUCAGGGGAGAGGGUGUUUCAAGCUUCAUCCUGGAGGGAGAAGUUGUAGCCGUCGACUCGACGACGGGAGAUCUCAAGAACUUCCAGACACUGACCAAUCGUGCCCGGAAGGACGUUGAAAUUGGUAGCAUUACAGUCAAUGUAUGCCUGUUCGCGUUCGAUCUUAUGUUACUCAACGGACAGCCACUCUUGAAUAGACCUUUCAGGGAGCGCCGCGAGCUGUUAAAGUCCCUGUUCAUCGAGGUUCCUCACAACUUCACUUGGGUCAAGAGCAUAGACGCAACAUCACAAGAUUCCGAAGCUGUGCUGGAGUUUUUCAAGGCUGCUACCGAUCAGAAGUGCGAAGGGUUGAUGGUGAAGAUAUUGGACAACUUGCCCGAUAUUGCCUACAAAGGUGACGGUACUACUGAGCCAGUAGACGAGCAAGAGAAAAUCUCCAAAACUACUACCGCCAAGGCGAAAGGCAAAACGAAGACAAGGGCUGAUAAUGCCGAGCCCAAGAGAACACGAAGGAAGCCAUUGCUCGCCACUUACGAACCCGACAAACGCCUCGACUCGUGGCUCAAGGUGAAGAAGGACUACGACUCAACAUUUGAUACACUGGACCUUAUUCCCAUUGCUGCCUGGCAUGGCCAGGGCAGGAAAGCCAAGUGGUGGUCUCCGAUCCUCCUCGCCGUCCGUAAUGAGGCGACGGGGUCGCUUGAGGCGGUCACCAAAUGCAUGUCAGGCUUUACGGAUGCCUUUUACAAAGAGAAUAGAGCAUUUUACAAUGACGGCGAGGAAGACGGCGAAAGACAGAACACGAGAGCUCGAAGGCCAGCUUUUGUGGAGUACUCGGGUCCAGAGCCUGAUGUUUGGUUCGAGCCUCAAGAGGUUUGGGAGAUGGCAUUUGCGGACAUAACUCUCAGUCCUACAUACACUGCCGCAAUCGGUUUGAUCAGCGAUGAAAGGGGUCUCAGUCUGCGAUUCCCUCGAUUUCUGAAAAAGCGAGAAGACAAGAGUAUUGAUGAAGCCAGCUCAGGUGAAUUCCUUGCAACCUUGUUCCGUAAGCAAGAGGCCAAGGCACCGACGGUCGCACAGGGGAUACCAGAUGAUGAAUACGAAUGACCUAUCAUGCUAUAUUACGGGGCUCAGGAACAAAAGACUAUCAAGGACUAAGUAAAGUAUUACUAGCCAACAGGCUUCAAUCGUGCUUGUGCUCCGGCCAGCCAGGGGCAGUCCACGCUACCCUCUAGCCUACUCUUUCCAGGCGCGAUAGACAAUACGGGCACCGUAUUUCUGACCCUUCUUCAAAACUGUCAUGUUCUUCCACUCAUCCACAUUGACAGCGUUGACAUAACGGCUCGGCUCGACGCAGAAUGCACUCCGCGCCUUCCGGGCUGGCACGCCACCAACCUCGGGCACGUCGAUGUACUUGCCAGUGUAGAACUGGAACGCAGGCUCAGUGCUGUACACUUCGAGGUGAAUACCCGAGUCUGGAUGGUGCGCGGCAACGUGGCGGCUCAGGGGCAACGAUGAGGUGUCAAUAGGGACGGACUCUGGCUUGUCGUUGGCGAUGAAGCAGUCGUCAAUGCAAGGCUCCUGGGGGCCGAGAGUGAAGGGCUUGUUUCCCUCGAACUUGGAGAAUGCGCCAACGCCGCCUGUAGGGAUGCCGCCGUCAUCGACUGGGAGGUAUGCGUUGGUCGCGAUUUCAACCACUGUGCCGGCGAUGGAGGGGCCGCCUGUCAAGUUGAAGUAUCUGCGAGCCGUAUUGAGAUAUAUUAGCACUCUAAACCUGCUUUGCCAACAGUCACAGAGGUAGCGGGUCAGGCUUACGAGUGGUUGGUCAUGUUAAUGGGUGUUUCUUCGGCAUCUCCGACCAGCUCGGCAAUGUACUCGAUGCCCAAAACAGUCACCUUCUUGCCAUCGACUGUCUGCUCGCCUGCCGUGUAGAUCGUCUUGGCCUUGACGGUGCCUGGGAAUCCUUCAUCGCCGUCCUCGCUGGUCAACGAGAACUCGACGGACUCGCCGCCGACCAGCCCCUCGAUACCGGGAAUGUCGCGAAUGCCGACAGCUUUUGGCCCUUCCCAGACGCGCUUACCCCAACCGACAACGCCUCCAUGCAGGUUGUUCGGUCCGUCGUUGGCCGUGAGGGUGUAGCUCUUGCCGCCGUUUAGCGAGUUGAUCUUGGCAUCCUUGGUGCGGUUCGCGACGCGGCCAAUGGUCUCGCCAAAGUAAGGGCUGUUGUGCUUCUCGUAGAGCUCCUGAGUGGGGAAACCCUGGACAAUGUCGACGUCACCAACCUUGAAGGACUGGAUGAUUGCGCCGAGCGGCAGGAGCUUGAUCGGCUCGUGAAGAGACAUUGUUGUAAGGGAGAUGUGUGCAGUAUGUAUUUACGAGCUAACUAGGAUUAUUGAGGCUCAGCGUCCAGGCUUGCGAUGCAGUAUCAAAGCAGUGAUCACAAUGGGGAAGAUGGGGAAGAGGAGCAGCUGAGCUAAGUAGAAUCGAUUUCUCUAUUAAGGAAAGCCAGGCUGGAUCUAUCGACAGGUUUCGCCCGAAAUACCCACUUCUAUUCCACGGCACAAUUCAGCCUAAUGUUUGAUAUUCUUGUCAUAUGGCAACCGAGUCUU